Messenger RNA from Aspergillus glaucus CBS 516.65, 2313 nucleotides. RefSeq names its product catalase catA (gene catA). The record is from RefSeq and is a predicted model, not a curated record. Gene Ontology annotation, cellular component: cytosol. Gene Ontology annotation, molecular function: catalase activity; heme binding. The transcript is spliced from 3 exons. Bases 56 to 2299 code for a protein of 747 amino acids. Gene Ontology annotation, biological process: response to oxidative stress; hydrogen peroxide catabolic process. NCBI's taxonomy places the organism in Eukaryota, Fungi, Ascomycota, Eurotiomycetes, Eurotiales, Aspergillaceae.
AAUCCCUCUUCUCUCCAUCAUCAGAUUUCUCACCUCGUAUACCACUCAAUUGACAAUGGCAUCCAUUAUCGCCGGCGGCCUACACAAGGCCCAAGAAGCGGUGCAGAACACUGCAUCAAAGAAUAAGAAGAUGGUUGAUCUGCAGCAAGACACUGCAAACAUUCACACGAAGCUCCCCAUCACCACCGAUCAUGGCACGAAAAUGGAGAAUGCCGAUAACUGGCUCAAGAUCGUAGAUGAUGGGAAGCGGACUGGGCCGUCGUUGUUGGAGGAUCAGAUUGCUAGAGAGCGGAUCCACCGCUUCGACCACGAGCGCAUUCCCGAGCGUGUCGUGCAUGCACGUGGCACAGGCGCGUUUGGUAACUUCAAGCUCAAGGAGAGUAUUGAAGAUCUCACGUAUGCCAAGGUCUUGACGGAUACGUCGAGGAACACGCCUGUUUUUGUGCGCUUUUCCACUGUACAGGGGAGUAAGGGAAGUGCGGAUACGGUUCGUGAUGUUCGGGGUUUCGCGGUGAAGCUUUAUACGGAUGAGGGAAAUUGGGAUAUUGUCGGGAACAACAUUCCCGUUUUCCCUAUCCAGGAAGCCUUCAAGUUUCCGGAUUUUGUCCACGCGGUCAAGCCAGAACCACAAAAUGAAGUCCCCCAAGCGCAAACUGCGCACAACAACUUCUGGGACUUUGUGUACUUGCACCCCGAAGCCACUCAUUUCUUCAUGUGGGCUAUGUCUGACCGCGCGAUUCCGCGGUCUUUCCGCAUGAUGCAGGGAUUCGGAGUGAACACAUUCUCCCUGAUCAACGCGCAAGGAAAGCGCCAUUUUGUCAAGUUCCAUUGGAUCCCGCAUCUGGGUGUGCACUCGCUCGUCUGGGACGAGGCACUCAAGCUCGCUGGUCAGGACCCGGACUUCCAUCGCAAGGAUUUGAUGGAGGCUAUUGACAACAAGGCAUAUCCGAAAUGGGACUUUGCUAUCCAGGCCAUUCCCGAGGAGAACCAGGAUGAUUUCGACUUUGAUAUUCUGGAUGCCUCGAAGGUUUGGCCCGAAGAGCUUGUCCCGCUACGCGUUGUUGGAGAGCUGGAAUUAAACCGCAAUGUGGACGAGUUCUUCCCGCAAACGGAGCAGGUUGCCUUCUGUACCAGCCAUAUUGUUCCCGGUGUUGAUUUCUCCGAUGACCCAUUGCUGCAAGGCCGGAACUUUUCCUACUUCGAUACACAGAUCAGCCGUUUGGGCAUCAACUGGGAGGAGCUUCCUAUCAACCGUCCCGUGUGCCCCGUGUUCAACUUCAACCGCGAUGGCCAGAUGCGUCACCGUAUCACACAGGGAACUGUCAACUACUGGCCCAACCGUUUCGAAGCCGCACCGCCAGCCAAACCAGGCGAGGGAGGUUUCGAGAGCUAUCCGCAACAAACUGUGGGUAUCAAGAAGCGCGGCUUGAGCGACAAGUUCCGCGAGCACCACAAUCAAGCUCAACUAUUCUACAACUCCAUGUCUCCGGUUGAGAGAUUCCACAUGAAGAAGGCCUUCAGCUUCGAGUUAGACCACUGCGACGACCCCACCGUCUACGAACGCCUCGCCGGCCACCGUCUCGCCGAAAUCGACCUAGAUCUCGCACAGACAGUCGCUGAACUGGUCGGCGCCACAAUCCCCUCCAAGCAACUCCGCCAAAACCACGGCAAGAAAGCCUUCCACCUUUCCCAAACCGACUUCACCCCGCAAAAGCCCACAAUCGCCAGCCGCCGCAUCGCCAUCCUCAUCGGCGACGGCUACGACCCCGUCGCCUUCUCCGCCAUCAAAACCGCCAUCCUAGCCGCCAGCGCCCUUCCCUUCAUCAUCGGCACCCGCCGCUCCGCCAUCUACGCCGAAGGCGAAAACAAAACCAAUUCCAAGGGCGUCAUCCCAGACCACCAAUACGACGGCCAGCGAUCCACCAUGUUCGACGCAACAUUCAUCCCCGGUGGUUCGCACGUCAAGCAGCUCCAGAACAACAACCAGUUGCGCUACUGGGUGCAGGAGUCGUUUGGGCAUUUGAAGGCGAUUGGAGCCACGGGUGAAGCGACGGACUUUGUGAGACAGAAUUUGGCGACUGUGGAUGGGUUGCAGGUUGCUACGCCGGCGAAGGCGGAGCCGUUGGAUUGGUAUGGGGUUGUUACUGCUAGGGCUGUACAGAAGCCGGAGACGUUUAGGGAGGGGGUGAGGAUUGCGAGGGAUGCGCCGGAUUUUGUGGGUAAGUUUUUCUAUGCGGUUGCGCAGCAUAGGAACUUUCCGAGGGAGAUGGAUGGGUUUAGUACGCAGGUUGCAUUUUAAUCUUUUGUCCGGGU